UGCGUCACCCGAAAUCAUUUAAUUAAAAAAAAAAAACCAUUAAAUCCCAAUCCACGUUUCUCUCUCCACUCUCAACUGUGUCACCGGUCGCAACCCCUCCGGUUUCUCCACCUCUCCCUGUGGUACCGCCGCGCGCCGAUCGUCCCUCAGUUCUUCACGUGUCAACGUCGUUGCUGCGUCCGGUGGUCCUGGUUGCUUCGUCGCUCUCCUCCGCCACUUUCUCUGGUCUUCGUCGCUGCUUCUGCUGGUCCAGUCCUUCUGCCUUCCGGUGCUGCUCCUCGCCGCUGGUCCUCGUCCUCAAUCACGCCGCCGUGCUCCUCGCCGCUUUCUCAGUCACUGCAGAAACCCUAAUUGUGAGAAUCUAGUAAAGAUCAUCGAAAAUGGUGUUGGCACAGUUGGGAGGGAGCAUAUCCCGGGCAAUCCAGCAGAUGAGCAAUGCCACAAUCAUUGAUGAGAAAGUUCUGAAUGACUGCCUCAAUGAGAUCACCCGCGCUCUGCUUCAAUCCGAUGUGCAAUUCAAGCUUGUCCGGGAUAUGCAGACUAAUAUUAAGAAGAUUGUCAAUCUUGAUGAUCUUGCUGCUGGUCACAACAAGCGCAGGAUCAUCCAGCAGGCAAUUUUUAACGAGCUGUGCAAAAUAUUGGAUCCUGGGAAGCCAUCUUUUACCCCGAAGAAAGGGAAAACAAGUGUGGUUAUGUUUGUUGGUUUACAAGGGUCUGGAAAAACCACUACGUGUACUAAGUAUGCAUAUUAUCAUCAGAAAAAAGGUUGGAAACCUGCUCUAGUCUGUGCUGAUACAUUCAGGGCUGGUGCUUUUGAUCAACUAAAACAGAAUGCUACCAAAGCUAAAAUUCCAUUUUAUGGAAGUUAUAUGGAAUCAGAUCCUGUGAAAAUUGCUGUGGAAGGAGUAGAAAGAUUCAAGAAGGAAAAUUGUGAUCUUAUAAUUGUUGAUACAAGUGGUCGCCAUAAACAGGAAGCUGCUCUGUUUGAAGAAAUGCGUCAAGUUUCUGAAGCAACGAAACCAGAUCUUGUCAUAUUUGUUAUGGAUAGUAGUAUUGGUCAAGCUGCAUUUGAUCAAGCUCAAGCAUUUAAACAAAGUGUUGCAGUUGGAGCUGUGAUUGUUACCAAAAUGGAUGGUCAUGCAAAAGGUGGUGGUGCUCUUAGUGCUGUUGCAGCAACAAAGAGCCCUGUUAUAUUUAUUGGAACAGGAGAGCAUAUGGAUGAGUUUGAAGUUUUUGAUGUUAAACCUUUUGUUAGUCGCCUGUUAGGAAUGGGUGACUGGUCUGGAUUCAUGGACAAAAUUCAUGAGGUUGUUCCUAUGGAUCAACAACCUGAGCUUCUGCAAAAACUCUCAGAAGGAAACUUUACCUUGAGGAUUAUGUAUGAGCAGUUCCAGAACAUACUCAAAAUGGGUCCCAUUGGCCAGGUAUUUUCAAUGCUACCAGGAUUUAGUGCUGAAUUAAUGCCAAAAGGUCGUGAAAAGGAAAGCCAGGCAAAGAUUAAGCGUUAUAUGACUAUGAUGGAUUCAAUGACAAAUGAAGAGUUGGAUAGUUCUAAUCCUAAACUUAUGAAUGAAUCACGUAUCAUGAGAAUAGCACGGGGUUCUGGCCGCCAAGUUAAAGAAGUAACAGAAAUGUUGGAAGAGUACAAGCGUCUGGCCAAAAUCUGGAGCAAAAUGAAGGGGCUCAAGAUUCCUAAGAAGGGUGAAAUGAGUGCUUUGUCCAGAAAUAUGAAUGCACAACACAUGAGCAAAGUCCUCCCUCCACAGAUGCUAAAGCAAAUUGGCGGCAUGGGUGGCUUGCAAAACUUGAUGAAGCAAAUGGGUUCUACCAAGGACAUGAUGGGGAUGUUUGGAGGUGGGGACAAGUAGAGUUACUGGAACUGCAUUGAUGAGCUGAAUUGGAUUCAAAUUAAGCACGAGCUUGGGAGGACCAGUACUAAAAAAAACUUACCAGUGCUAAAAAAAACUUACUGUUUGGCUAGAUAAUUCUUAAAAGGUUGAUGCAAUUUUUUUUUUCUCCAUGAUGUAGCAAUUUCUUUUAACAUUAUAGAUGACAGUUAAACUUUGCCUGUUUUGUACCUAUUGGGUUGAGAGAGAGAGAGAGAGAGAGAGAGAGAGAAGCAAAUGCAUGAAAAAUUUCUAGGAAAUUAAGGUUAAGAUUUGCAAGCAUAAUAUUACAUAUCUUUUUUUGUCA
Messenger RNA from Manihot esculenta (cassava), 2193 nucleotides. Its product is annotated as signal recognition particle 54 kDa protein 2. Gene Ontology annotation, molecular function: GTP binding; GTPase activity; ATP hydrolysis activity. The record is from RefSeq and is a predicted model, not a curated record. Gene Ontology annotation, biological process: SRP-dependent cotranslational protein targeting to membrane, translocation; SRP-dependent cotranslational protein targeting to membrane. Gene Ontology annotation, cellular component: cytosol; signal recognition particle, endoplasmic reticulum targeting. Lineage: Eukaryota; Viridiplantae; Streptophyta; Magnoliopsida; Malpighiales; Euphorbiaceae. The transcript is spliced from 10 exons. Bases 381 to 1868 code for a protein of 495 amino acids.